CCGGGACAUCCCCGGGACACCCCCGGGACACCCCCGGGACACCCCGGGACACCCCCGGGACAUCCCCGGGACCCCGGCCGCGGCAGGAGCAGGAUGGGCGACGGGCACGGCCGCUGGAAGCUGACGUUCCUGCGGAAGCGGCAGGCAGCGCCCGCCGUACCGAGCGAGAGCCCCGAGGGACCGGCGGCACCGGGCGGGGACAGCGCGGAGGGACCGGGCCCCGAGGGCACCCCCGGAUUCGCCGCCCGCCUGGAGAAAUUCGUGGACAAGAGCACCAGGGGCAAGCACGUCAAGGUCUCGCACUCCGGCCGCUUCAAGGAGAAGAAGAAAGUCCGGGCGACGCUGGCCGAGCACCCCAACCUGUGCGGGGCCGCCGAGCGCGACGAGAAGUGACCCCACCGGGCGGAUUGUCGCCCGCCGGGGCCGCCGGAGCGGAGAGGACUCGGGAUGGAAUUUACCGGUGGGAUUAUCCGGGACUGACCCCGGGGCACGGCGGGGCCGGUGCUCCCCGUCCCUCCCCUGCCCAGCGCCGACUGGUUCGUACUGGGAUGAGGACACUCCCCCCGCGGCCCUGGCUCUGGCCCAGCCCCAUUCCCAAUCCCCAUUCCCAAUUCCCCAUUCCCAACCCCAUU
This is a messenger RNA of Taeniopygia guttata (zebra finch), 632 nucleotides long. RefSeq names its product proline rich 15 like (gene PRR15L). NCBI's taxonomy places the organism in Eukaryota, Metazoa, Chordata, Aves, Passeriformes, Estrildidae. The record is from RefSeq and is a predicted model, not a curated record.